Molecule: messenger RNA, 4559 nt
Organism: Platichthys flesus (European flounder)
Lineage: Eukaryota; Metazoa; Chordata; Actinopteri; Pleuronectiformes; Pleuronectidae
Product: wu:fc21g02
Exons: 14
Coding region: 128-1414 (428 amino acids)
Source: RefSeq, a predicted model, not a curated record
CCUCUCGUCAGUACUGUCUCUGAGGAUCGUGAGGACGCUGCCGUGUUUUCACUUCACUGACACACUAACCGGCAUCACUGCUACACAAGCACCACUUCCCAGCACAGACGGACGGACUACAGAGGAGAUGAUGUGGACUGUUGUGAUACUGCUGGCUGCUGCCCUCAGUGUGGAGUCCUAUACUAGCCAUGACAGUGAGCGUUUAGGCCAUGGUCGCCAGCUGAAGAUCUACCUGUCAAAGAGUUGUGAGAAGCUGGAGUUCACCCCUGCAGAUGGUCUAAGCAGGACUCAGAUCUACUGGGAGAAAGGCAGGACCAGGCCAGACAAAGGCAGGGUGUCUGGCACAGGUACUGAUCGACGCUGGUAUCUUGACAAGGUGACUUUUGAAGACCAGGGGACGUACGUCCAGACAGAUUUCUGGCAUAAUGAGCUCUCCUCUUUCAAAGUGGCCGUCACAACCAAACUUAACUAUUUGAAGUGUGUAGCGGGAGAGAGUCUCUUCAUCCCACUGGAGGGCAUCGACUUGGCUGAUGCUGAUCUCGCCUUCUCUGGAGAGAGCGCUAAUGUUACACUGGUGCGUGAUGGUGCUCCUGUGGCCCGUGACCUUCCAGAUUACUGGGACCGGGUUCAGACCCACUCCAUGAAUAUCGAGAUCAGACAUGUGAACCACAGUGAUGAGGGACAUUACUCUCUGAGAGACCGCAAAAGCCGACUGGUGUCUGUUACCAGGAUGGACUUGACAGACCACCAUGAGCGCACAGAAGGAAACCCCCUUAUGGCUCUGCUGUUGCUACUUGGUAUCCCGGCUGGGAUUUGCUGCUGCUGUCGUAAGAAGAUUUUCAAGACGAAAGGCACGACUGCUGGGACUCUGCAGAUGACCCCAGAUACAUUCCAUCCUCCUCCUGGUCCUAUCGGACCUUCUCCUCCGUACAUUGCUCCUGGACAACCAGGGCCGGUGUACUACCCUGGCUCUAACCCCAGCAUGGCUCCUACAGUCUAUCCUCCGCCUCCAGUUGCUGGCCCAGGACAGUGGAACGGCCCCCCACCCGCAACUGGUUUUAACCCAGGUUACCCACCCCAGAACCCUGGCUAUCCUGCUGGUCCAGUUAUGGGCGUCCCUGCCCAGCCUCCACAUUGGAAUGGUCCACCACCAGGCCAGUAUCCCCCCGGACCUGUAGCUCCAAUGGGCUAUGCUCCAGCUCCAGUCAUGUAUAGCGCUGCUCCACCAGCCAGUGAACCUUUAAAUGAGAAUAUGGCUUCCUCACCUGCGGAACCGCUGCUGACCUUACCACCGGCUGAAGUACCCUAUCCUGUGGCUCCUCUGCAACCCUCCUCCUCCAACACCCUCCACUCCUCCGAAAGUGCCCAAAAGUUCCAGAUCAGUGGAACUGAUAGCUCCACCAACUUCCUGUAGGAAAGCUGCAUCCGGAAGCAGCUUCCUUCCUUAGAUGUUACAGUGCCCCCUCACCAUUUUGCAUCCCCCUUGCAUAGCAGUCAAAUCAGGGAUGCAAAAUGGUGCCGCUGGAAAUACAAGGACAGCAUUGAUUCUGUUCUUUGCCUCCUUGCCUUGAUCAGCAUUAAUUCCCCCAACUGAGUGAAAAUGAAGAGUUACUAGGCUGCACUAUUAAAUCUGCUGCAAGAGUCUUCGCCAGCAGUUUCAACAUGUAGGAGUUAGUUAUUUGGAUAUCUGAUUUCCAGACAGAAAUUAUUUUCCUGAAGUGUUAGCAUGUGUAAUAACCUGGAGUUUCACUUCACCAACAGUUUAAGAGAUGUCACUAGCAUCACUAACAUGUUUUCUAUCUACAUUUUCACUUAGUUCGGUCAUGUUGAUAUCUUCCUUUUUUUGGUAUAUCUGAUUAGCAAGAGUUGACUUUUGAUUUAACGUGUCAGGAAACCAGAAAACACAGUUGACAAAAGUCAGAGGCUAGGAGUCGCAAAAGGAAACCAGGAAUCUGUUUCAUAAAAGACUGGCUGAAAAUCACUCUGCAGUAUGCAGCAAACAUAUCUUAGAUGAGAGGUUUCACUGACGGACCAGACACACAACACAAAGAGUGUGUUGUAACACAAUGGGAGCAGCCCUGUGUCAUUAGCAUGACAACAGAGUUUUGCUCCCCUCUCUCCUGGGUCUGUUAUAUUGCAGGAUGUCAGUUUUUUUUUUACUUGUGCAUUGAAUGACUGGUCAGCUAACAUUGGCUGACUGUCAGUGAUUUUUGUUGUUGUUCAAAUAUAAACCAGGUCAGGGACCGAUCAGUGUGUGAACAGGACCAGCGGCCCCGCAGGUUCACUGUACCUGGUCAGGUUAUCUGUUUUCGUCAAACUGAUGAAUUGAAUUUGUGAAACUUUUCCUACACGUCUCUAUAAGCACAGGCCCUAGCUAACACAUGACUAGAUGGUCAAGGUGAUGUUGUGGUCAAUAUUCUGAACUGGCAAAUCAAAAUCCAACUGGUAAAUAGUGAACCACGGGGUUUUGGGGAUGACUUUAAAUCAAGCCGGGGCCCUCAGCAGUACCCCUUAGGUCCAGCUUGUUCUGGCCUUGCAGAUACAUACUUAUAUUAUGACAGGGAUUUGCUAAAACAAUACUACCUCAUUUUUUGGAUUCUAUGCCUAUUAGGUCAGCUCAUUCAGGAUAUGCUAAUAGUUUGUAUUAGUCAGUGCUUUGGAUUUGUACAGAAUGUCCCAGUCAAAUUACAAGUCAAUACAAAGCCCCAAAUCCUCUGAUAGUAACACUGUGAUUCCAAUGAAAUGGUUUUGCUGACCAGUGUGGCUGUUGUAAACUAUAACAGCUAAACCACCAGAAUGCAACCAGAUGAACCACUUCGACUGCCUUCAGUGUGACCUCAUGCCUUCUUAAUAUUACACAGUCAAAUAUUUAUCAUCAUCCAUCCACAGCUUUUGAUACUUGGUCCUAGACAAAUCUGCUCAAGACAAUGAAGCUUUUAGAUUGCAAACAUCUAGGGACACUGAUUUUCAGUAGUGCUGCUUUUAGCAUGAAGGUGACUGUGGCCUCUUUUCUUCUCCAUCGAUAUCUUUGGUUGGACUUUCACUUGGACAGCAUAACAAACUCCGGUUUUUAGCUUUCUGUCCUAGUUCUUAUGUGUCUAGCAUGUAGCAGCAGGACGACAGAUAUUGUUUUCAUUAAUGAAAAUCUUGUUUUUAUGCUGUACUUCUAUCUCUGUGAGGACCAAUUUAACUAUUGGACCAUAUGGUUGAGGGAAUUUUGACCAGUCCUUAUGUUCUGACACACCUUUUAAGAUUUAUUUGGGGGUCAAGACUGGUUUAUGUCAGUUAGUCCCCUCAUAAAGAUAUAAAUAUAUUUGUGUGCGUGUAAAAUGUAAACAAUGUUAGUCACUAAGUGUAGCUGUAGUUGAUAGUUGUGGGUGUUAUUAGAGUGGAGCCCCACAUCCACUUUUGGAAUUUCUGCCAGUGAACUCUGACAUUGGCCCUCUUACCUCUCAUUUUUUAUCUCUUCAUGCUUAACAUUUAUGUGCUACUUAACAUCUGAAUAAAGUGGCAUUCUGGAGUUCCUCUCAAAUGAAUUUAUAUGAUACUGUUACGAUACUGUACUUAAACAUCCUUCAACUGAAGUGAUGGUGUAAAACUGAGUAGAAACUCUAGAAAAAACAUUUGCUGUCAUUAUUCGUAUUUGUAUGUAAGAUUGUUUAUGGAUUAUGUACCAGAUCAAAUUGUCUAUGUAUAUCUCCCAGCAGCCAGUUCCUCGCCACUGCUUGAAGGAAAACGUGCACAGCUGGCAUACUUUAACCAAAUGUUGCACUUCACUGAUCUAGACAGAGAAGAGGGUAAAACAACACAUUGUUCUACACCAAGCACACAGAGGCAGAGGGACAGUUUCAUUUGCUAUAGCAGCACAAGCCAAAUAUGAUAAUUAUAUGUCUUGAUAGGAAGGGGAAUGCAUACAGUUAGUUUUCUUGAUGAGAAUAUAUUUAGAGUAUAUUUAUUCUGCCCCAGAGAGUAACAAACAGCUCAACAGAUACAGUACAGGAGAUAUAGAUAAAAUGAUCAGAGAAGAGUAGCAUCUCCAACAUUAAAAAAUAAUCCAUGUCUGUGUAUCUAAUAAGGAGACAUCAAAAUCCCCUGCAUUAAGUCUGUUUUGUAGCAGCCAAGUCAAGACAAGAAAAUAGUAUGAUUAGCAUGAAUAGACCGUGUGGUAACGUGUUUGAGGCAACUGACACAGCACAGCCAGUUGAAGUUAUGCUGCCCGAUUGUCUGUCUCAGGGUAGAGCAUCUCACCCACACACGCACAGUUCAAAGCCUUUCAGGCCUGGAACUGAGUGUCUUGUUUGGGCUUAGGCCAUUCACAUGCUUCAACACAUAGUUCUGAUGUAUGAUUUGUUGUGAAGGAUUGGGAAGGCGUAGAAGGUUGCUGUAUCCUGGGGCUAGUAAACAUGUAGCAACACAAACAUCUGAUAUUACGGACCAUAAUAGAUCUGUGAACAUGCAUGUGAUACAUGAAUACCAACAAUGUUUCUGUUGAUUACUAGCAUGAAGCCUCGUGAAAUGCAGCAGGACAGAGGCAGUGGAAUAAACAUGACCUCACUGAG